AUGAUGCCGAUGCGGGGGCUGAUCCCCAUCAUCCUGCUGGCUCUGUGCCGGGGGCCCAGCAUGGCGGGAGCCCAAGAGGCCAUCCCCCUGCAGAGCCUGCGUUGCUACAAUGACUACACCAGCCGCAUCGUGUGCAGGUGGGCGGAUACCAAGGCUGCCCAGCGGCUCGUCAAUGUGACCCUCUAUCGCCAAGUGGACGACGCCUCUCCAAAGCCAGCAUCCUGCGAUCUCAGUGACGACAUGCCUUGGUCAGACUGCCCUUCUCCACCCUGUGUGUACAGAAGAUGUGUCAUCCCCCACAAGUUCUUCAUCAUCGCUGACAAUGACUACUUCUUCUUCAAACCAAAGAGGCCUCUGGCCACCCAGCUCACUGUUAAUCUGACCCAACGUGUCCAGCCCCCUGCGCCCAAGGACCUACAGGUCAGUGAUGUUGGGGACCAUUUCCUGCUGACCUGGAGGGUGCACCUUGAGGCCCCCCAGAGCCUCUGGCUGUCCAAGUUGCACGUGGAGUUUGAGCUGGUCUACCGGCGGCUUCAGGACUCCUGGGAGGAGGCUGCCACCCUCUACUCCAACUCCUCCCAGGCUGUCCUGGAGCCAGAGGACCUCAUACCCAGCAGCGCCUAUGUAGCCCGAGUGCGAACCCGGCUGGCACAGGGCACAGGGCUCUCGGGGCGGCCCAGUGAGUGGAGCCCAGAGGUCCACUGGGACUCCCGGCCAGGUAACCAGCCCGAGUCUGGGGCUGGCCUGUUUGCGGGGAGGGUGGGACUUCACGAGCCCCUGGGACAGGAGGGCUCUGGAGCCCACACUGGUGGGACCCAGGAAUCCCGUGUGUCAUCCGUGGAGAAGGAGUGCUCUCCGGUGCUGAAGGAGAAGCUUAGCAGCCCCUACGCCCGCCACCGGUGCCAGAUCCCCGUGCCCGACCCCGGGACCCACGGCCAGUACACAGUCUCUGUGCGGCCAAAGGAGGAGGGGAAAUUCAUAAGGAGCUCAGAGCACAUCCAGAUGGGCCACCCAAGCCUCAAUGUGACCAAGGACGGGGACAACUACAUCCUGCGCUGGAAAUUAGAGAAGGAAUACUACACGCACAUAGUGUACACUUUUGAGGUCCAGUACAAGAAGGACACUGACUCAUGGGAGGAGAGCAAGACACAGACCCUACAGAAUGCCUACAGCAUGUCCCUGCCAUUGCUAGAGCCCUCCACCAGGUACUGGGCCAGGGUGAGAGUCAAGCCCAACUCCAGUGGCUACAAGGGGAUCUGGAGUGAGUGGAGUGAGGUGUGCAUCUGGGACACCCAGCGGGUGCUGCCUGUGUGGGUCCUGGCGCUCAUCCUGGUCCUUGUCACCCUCGCCUUGCUCCCUGCCGUCCGCUUCUGUGUCAUCUACGGAUACAGGCUGAACCAGAAGUGGAAGGAGAAAAUCCCCAACCCCAGCAAGAGCCACCUGUUCCAGGAUGGGAGUGCGGGGCUCCGGGUCCCAGAAAGCACAUUAACAUUCGCCAGCGGGAGUCCCUUAGACAAGGGGCCAUGGAACAGCCAUGUCUCUGAGCUAGAGGGGAUAUGCCCUGUUCACUGUGGGGACAGCGAGGUGUCACCCCUCACCACAAUGAACCCCAAAGACACCUGUGACUCACCUUCUGGGCCUGACAUGACUCCAGCCGCCUCAGAGCCCAUGGGACAGCCCUUGAGCCCCCAACCAGGCCAGUCUUCCCCCUUAGGCAGUCCUGAGAGCCAAGCUUCCAGCUUCGACUUCAACGGUCCCUAUAUUGGGUCACCCCUCAGCCGCUCCCUGCCUGACAUCUGGGGCCAGCUGGAGUCCCCACACACAGACAGGAGUGGGAAUCCACCACUGCCAGGGUCCCUCGAGUACCUGUGUCUGCCCGCUGGGGGACAGGUGCAACUUGUCCCAUUGGCCCAGGCCAUGAAGCAAAGCCAGGCCAUGGACCUGGAGUCGGGGCCUAGCCCAGGGACUGAGGGGAGCUCUUCCCUGGAGUCAAGAGAAGGCCCUGUCCCUCCUUUACCAGGGCCCGUGGCGGGUGCAUGGGACCCAAAGGACAGCCCAGCAGCUCUGCCCACUGGUGCUAAGGGCCCUGAGGACAGUGUCGUGGCCUCUGACUAUGUCACCACUGCAGACCUAGCACUCAUCCCGUCCACAGGGACCCCAUCCGUCUCCUUGGCUCCCUCUCUGGGCCUCUCCUCCCACCAGAACCCCUGCCCCUGUCCAGGACUGGCCAGGGGGGCCCCUGGAGCUCCAGCCCCACUGCAGCCAGGGUUUGAGGGCUAUGUGGAGCUCCCUGCAACCACGGGCCAGCCCCCCAAGUCCCAUCUCAGCAGUCCCACCUCUCCUGCACCCAGCAACCCAGUCCUGAACCCAGGGGAGCCCCGGGCACAUGAGGCCCCUGGGUUCUCCCAUCCCAACGGGCUCCUUGUCCUGCAGCAAGUGGGUGAUUAUUGCUUCCUCCCUGACGUUGGUCCUGGCCCACUCCUGCCUCGGAAUAAGCCCUCUUCACCAGGGCCCUGUCCUGAGAAGGGGGGCCUGGGCCAGGCGUUCCAGGCCAAGAAGCCCCCAGGCCCGGUCAUGCCCCAGGUGCCAGCUGUUCAGCUCUUCAAAGCCAUGAAGCAGCAGGAUUACCUGUCUCUGCCCCCUUGGGAGGCGGGCAGGCCCAGGGAGGUGUGCUGA
Messenger RNA from Orycteropus afer afer, 2676 nucleotides. RefSeq names its product colony stimulating factor 2 receptor subunit beta (gene CSF2RB). NCBI's taxonomy places the organism in Eukaryota, Metazoa, Chordata, Mammalia, Tubulidentata, Orycteropodidae. The coding region runs from base 1 to 2676 and encodes 891 amino acids. Gene Ontology annotation, cellular component: external side of plasma membrane; membrane. The transcript is spliced from 12 exons. Gene Ontology annotation, molecular function: cytokine receptor activity; protein binding. The record is from RefSeq and is a predicted model, not a curated record. Gene Ontology annotation, biological process: immunoglobulin mediated immune response; cytokine-mediated signaling pathway.